This is a messenger RNA of Brassica rapa (field mustard), 1143 nucleotides long. RefSeq lists its product as uncharacterized. Gene Ontology annotation, molecular function: nucleic acid binding; zinc ion binding. The record is from RefSeq and is a predicted model, not a curated record. Lineage: Eukaryota; Viridiplantae; Streptophyta; Magnoliopsida; Brassicales; Brassicaceae.
AUGGCAAAAAGUAACCGUAACGCAAGAAGGACUGUGAAUGAGAUUGGUGAGGGGUCUGCGAGCAACGUGGCCAGGAAUGAAGCUGGUACGGAAGAGGCUCGGAAUGCUGCUCAGAAUGCAGCAAAUUUGAACAAUGCUGCAGCCGCUGGUGCUGCUGCUGGAGCUGUUGGAUUGAAGCUGUGUCAUGGACCACAUGCAGAAACUGGGAACCCAGUUCUUUCAGGUGGUUCCAAACCAGUGGAAGCAGAUCAAUGGAUUGACAGGAUAGGCCGGAACUUUAAGUCGAUCCGUUGUCCUCUUGCUUACAAGAAGGACAUUGCUGUCCACUACUUGGACGGUGAUGCGCACACCUGGUGGCGAGGUGUUGCUGCCCGGAUUGGUGAGGAUCACUGCACCUGGAGCAAUUUUAAGGCCGAGUUCCGUGCGAAGUACUUUCCGCCGGAAGCAUUUGACCAACUUGAGGGAGCCUUCCUCAGACUGGAACAGGGAUCUAUGUCUGUAAGGGAAUAUGAAGUAGAGUUCAACAGCCUCAAGAAGUAUGCUGGGCGUGAGGCAGAGUCUGAGAUAUCCUUGGUCCGUAAAUUCAUGCGCGGACUUAGGGUUGAUCUCCGAACUCGUUGUAAGAUCCGCAACUAUGAUACCGUGGCCGAACUGGUGGAAAAGGCCGCGGAGCAGGAAGCGGGAAUCAGUGAGGAAGCCAAAGUGUUUGGCUCAGUGGCGCAUGUCCAUCCUGGUAAGCAUGCGGGGAAGAAUCAAAAGGUGGUGAAGUCUGGCUCUUCCAGCAAGCCGAAUGCAACCAGUCGCAGUGCGUGUUCGACUUGUGGGAAGAUGCACUCUGGUGUGUGCCGUGCUGCUAUGGGAGCUUGUCACCGUUGUGGAAGUAUGGAUCACAAGGUGCGGGAUUGUCCUGAAGAAGAUCAAAGGCCGAAGAGCCAGAACAGGAGUACUGGGGAACGCGUGUGCUACAACUGCGGGGAAACUGGACACUUCAAGAAUCAGUGUCCAAAGGACGCACAAUCUGCUGGGAAGCGUCCGAGUGAUGGGCCUCAGCCGGCUGCGAAGAGGCAUGCCAUCAUGCCGCAGGUGUACACCAUUGGAGAUGAGUCGUCGGACCCAAGCACGUCUCGUCCGAUCACUGAGUAG